Coprinopsis cinerea okayama7#130 is the source of this 711-nucleotide messenger RNA. RefSeq lists its product as hypothetical. The record is from RefSeq and is a predicted model, not a curated record. Gene Ontology annotation, biological process: RNA splicing. NCBI's taxonomy places the organism in Eukaryota, Fungi, Basidiomycota, Agaricomycetes, Agaricales, Psathyrellaceae. Gene Ontology annotation, cellular component: precatalytic spliceosome. Bases 1 to 711 code for a protein of 236 amino acids. The transcript has 5 exons.
AUGUCUUCCAGAGGUACUGAUAGACGGAGAGACCGCAGCUGGGAACGUGAAGACAAGGAUAGGGAUAGAGACCGUGAUAGAGGCAGUCGCUACUCUCGAGGUGGGGGAGGAGGAAGACGCGACUACUCCCCUCGAAGACGGUCUCGAAGUCCUCCCAGACGUGGAGGUGGUGGGAGAGACAGGGACAGGGAUUAUGACUAUGACCGAGAUCGACGAGAUUAUAGAAGUGACUACAGGCGGGAUAGGUCUCCAGAUCGACGAGGAGACGACAGAAGAAGGCGCGACGAUAGGGACUAUCGAGACCGGUCGAGAGAACGAGAUAGGGACCGCGAACGGGACAGAGACAGGGAUAGGGACGGUCGCGGAAGAGACAGCGUCCCACCACCUGCAGGUUCAACUUCCAGACCCACUGCAUCCUCUGGUCCCUCUAGUCAUAGAGAAGACUCGCAUCCACCAAAUUCCCGACCUCAUGGCUCUGAAGCCCCGUCGAGUGCCAAUGAAGAGGGUGAAGAGGGCGAGGCUAUGGACGCUGAAAACGAUGACGACGCUGCUAUGAUGGCCAUGAUGGGUAUUGCAGGAUUUGGAACCACAAAGGGAAAACAAGUCCUUGGAAACCAGGAAGGGGCGGCCAAUAUCAAAAAGGUUCGAACCUGGCGUCAAUACAUGAACCGAAGGGGAGGUUUCAACAGGCCUUUGGACAAGAUCAAGUAG